This is a messenger RNA of Cooperia oncophora, 969 nucleotides long. NCBI's taxonomy places the organism in Eukaryota, Metazoa, Nematoda, Chromadorea, Rhabditida, Trichostrongylidae. The record is from the annotation of a GenBank genome assembly.
AUGAACAUUAUUGACUGGAGUAGUUGUGGCGUCGUUGCUGUGGCAUUAUCAUGCACGUUAUAUUUGUGGAACGCUGAUAGUGGAGAAAUUCAGGUUUUGUUUGAACUUGACGAAGCUAAUGAAAUGAACCUGAUCACCUCCGUAAAAUGGUCACUAGACGGGAAAUUCCUUGCUGUUGGGUUCAAAGAUGGUUCUCUAAAGUUGUAUGAUCCGCAUCGUGUACCUCCGCCAGGAGGGAAGCUGGAGUUGCGAACAAUGAAACCGCCGCGACAGUCUCGGAACGGUGUACUGGGAUGGCGAGGCGCAGUCAUUUCAGCUGGAUACCAGUCUGGACAAAUCAUCCAUCAUGACGUUCGCAUACCAAAUCAUAUUACUGGGAUAUGGGAAGGUCAUGAAAGGGAGGUUGUUGGCCUGCAUUGGUCGCAUAAUCAAACGAAAUUAGCUUCGGGUAGCGGAGACAAUACAGUUCGUGUAUGGGACGACAGCCGCCUUGGAAGUAGCUCUUCGGAGAGCCUAUUCGUCCUUGACGAGCAUGUCGGAUCCGUUCGUGCUGUCCAAUUUUGCAAUUUCAAGUCCAGUCUUCUAGCCACUGGUGGAGGCAUGCAGUGUAAAACCAUAAAGCUGUGGAAUGUCAACAGCGGGCAGUUACUGAAAAGCAUUGACACGGGGUCUGCUGUAAACGGCAUCGUGUUCAAUAGUGACUAUAAAGAGAUGAUGUCAGCUCACGCUUGUGGUAAACUUGUUAUAUGGAAACAUCCUAACUACACAGAGAUCGCGAAGUUAUCAGGCCAUACGCCGGAACGUGCGAUCUCGAUAGUUCAAUCUCCAUGUGGUCAAUUCGUCAUGACUGCAGGUGGCGAUGAGGCUCUUCGGACGUGGCACCCCUUCAAGGCACGUCGACAAGAGUACCCAUCAAUUGCAGCAGCGCAGCAAGAUGUUCAGCUCAAUGACUAUUCGAUAACAACUUGA